Aphis gossypii (cotton aphid) is the source of this 393-nucleotide messenger RNA. RefSeq lists its product as uncharacterized. Lineage: Eukaryota; Metazoa; Arthropoda; Insecta; Hemiptera; Aphididae. The record is from RefSeq and is a predicted model, not a curated record. Bases 1 to 393 code for a protein of 130 amino acids. The transcript is spliced from 2 exons.
AUGCGGUACAACGACAAAAUAACCGACCGGCGAGCACAAAUAGACGACCGUAAUACCGUUAACAUGGACGCUUCCGUCCACUUGGAAAAUCAACAGACCGUUUACUUCGCUCCGGGACAAGCCGAACAGCGAGUACACGACGAUGUUCAACGUCGUACAACACUAACAGAGUUCUUCUCGUUCAACGCACACAACGCGGAAGCUAAACAGUAUCUGUACCACGAGAUACCGGUCCAAUACACAUGGCAAGUGUCACAUAGAAGAUGGACGCGGAGGCAAAGGCGGAUGGGCAACGACACUUUGGCUCGGAUGUACGUGGUCAACCCUCUAGACCGAGACCGGUUCCACUUGCGAUUGCUACUGUUGCACAAGAGAGGCCCACAGUUUUUCUGA